CUUGUGCAGAUAAAACUGUACACGCCACAAGGCAGUCUGAAGUACCAGACAGACUGUGCCCCCAACAAUGGCUACUUCAUGAUUCCCCUGUAUGAACACGGAGACUUCUCCCUCCACAUUGAGCCGCCGGCCGGCUGGAACUUUGAGCCCACACAGGUCCAGCUGCACAUCGACGGCAAGACUGACCAGUGCAGUUUGGGCAAGGACAUCAACUUCAAAUUCGCUGGAUUUUCCAUAUUUGGCAAGGUGGUGAGUGCAGGCCGUAAUGAUGGUCCUGAGGGAGUGAGUGUGAACCUGCAGCUGGAGGACUCUGAUGAUCCUGCUGAGGUGCUACAGACAGCGGUCACCACACAGGGGGGCAGGUAUAGCUUCUCCAAGAUCCUGCCAGGGAAGUACGAGGUUUCCGGGGAACACGCUGACUGGACCCUGGAGCAGAAGUCCGUCCAUGUGGUUCUGGAGAAGGACAACGUGAACGUGGCAGAAGAGCUGAGGAUCAUCGGGUAUGACGUGAGGGGUCUGGUACAGAGUGAGGGACAGGGCAUGGCAGGCAUCACCCUCAUACUCCACUCUGCUACUGCGGAAACUGAGCUGGUGAAUGGUUGCAACAAGGGCAGUCCCAAAGGCUAUCCCGGGGAGACAGACAGGUUACAUGUGCUGUGUUGGGUGGAGUCUGACCAACAAGGAAAGUUUGUCUUCCCCACACUACCAUCUGGACAGUAUAAACUUGUGCCAUUCUAUGGCUCUUCCCAGUUUGACGUGAGUCCCUCCCAGCUAGAUGUUACUGUUGACCACGGUAGCGUCCAACUGGGGGUGGCCUUUACAAUCAACGGCUUCUCAGUGUGGGGGAAAGUCUUGCAGGAGCCAGAGGGAGCAGGUAUCUAUGAUGUGACAAUAGCAGUCAAUGGCAAAGAUGUCCUCAAAACAGACGGAGACGGCAUCUACCAGCUGGAAAACAUGAAAACAGGCGUCUACUCCCUCCUGGCCAAAAAGGAACACUACGUCUUCUCCCCUCUGGAAGUGAAGGUUACUCCACGUACCGUGCAGUUUCAGGACAUUGUAGCAUCUCAGUUUGCGGUUUGCGGCCGUGUGGAAGUUGUGGCCUUGCCGGAUGGCUUUAGCCGUGACCGGGCGUGGGCACUGGAACUGGAGAGCACCACAACCGGAGCUGUCAACAAGGCUUCCACACAACAGGACGGCUCCUUUUGCUUCAUGGCACCAAGGGGGUCCUACACUCUGACGGUGAUGCUGUCUGCUGCUGAUCAGAAAGCCGGCCUCCAGCUGUCCCCGCCCAGCCAUGCUGUCACCGUCACCAGCCAGCCACAGAUGGACAUCCUGUUCACCCAGUUCCAGGCCGUUGUGUCCGGUUCUGUGCAGUGUAUCGAGUCCUGCAGCUCGGUGACUCUGUCCCUGCAGCGUGCAGACCAGGGAGGCAGCCUGGUCCACACACAGCCUGAACCCUCCGAGGGGAAAACUGUCACCUUCUCAUUCAACAACGUACUUCCUGGCAAAUAUACGGUAACUGUUCAGCAGGAGCAGUGGUGCUGGAAAGAGGCCAGCCUGACAGUCGACAUAGCAAACUCUGACAUUCAGGGCCUGGUGUUUGUUCAAACAGGGUUCAUGUUGAAGUGCUCCCUGUCACACGAUAUCAGUCUACACUUCAGCCAGGACGGCAACGGGCGCAACGUGGGAUCUUUUGACCUGAAACGGGGCAUCAACAAGUUCUGCUUGGCACAACCAGGUGUGUACCACCUGGCCCCAAAGUCGUGUCACCAGUUUGAGUCGGAGGUGUACACCUACAACACGUCCAGCCCUGUGGUCCUGACACUGACCGCUGACCACCACCUGGUGACAGGGACCGUGGUCACUCCGGACAGGUCCGACGACCUGCUGGUCACCAUCUCCACGCUGCCGGAUGGCGGGAGCGUCCAGGUCACCCCGGAGCAGACCAACCCCCCUCCCCCUGACAAGGACAUGGACAGCCCAGAGAAGAGUUCUGAAGAUAAAGAUAAGGGAGGAAAAUCUGAAGGCAAGAAAAGCAAAGACAAGAAGAAACCUAAGGACACCCCGGCCCCCCCUGCAGAACACCAGGGCCCAUAUACAUACCAGUUCUCCUACUGGGCUACAACUGGAGAGCAGAUCAUACUGAAACCAUCAGCCGACCAGCUGCUGUUCACACCAGGCAGCACCAAACUGACAGUCACAGGAGACAGCUGUCCUGCAGGCAAAGCAUCGUUUACGGGUGAGAGAGGGAUGUUUGUCACAGGCAGUGUGCAUCCCGCCCAGGCUGGCGUACACAUUACCGUGGCAGUCAAGCCUGGAAAAGGGGCCUCAAAACAGAAGGAAGUGACCACACAGACCAAUGCAGCCGGAGAGUACAGAGUGGGGCCAUUCUGGAGUGGUACUGAGUAUGAGGUACAUGCACACCUGGAUGGGUAUGUGCUGAAAGCACUGCCAGACAAUCCUCACUCUUUUGCUGCCUCCAAACUUGGGCAGAUCAGUGUUCAGGUGCUGAAUGAAGAAGGCAGUCCUCUGUCAGGUGUGUUACUGUCUCUCAGUGGAGGGGACUACAGGAACAACAAUCUCACCAAUCAGGAUGGAGCUUUUAUCUUCUAUAAUCUGGGCCCCAAACAAUACUUCUUCCGUGCCAUGAUGAAGGAAUACAAGUUUAACCCUACAUCACAGAUGAUUGAGUUGGAGGAAGGCAGCAGUAUCAAUGUUAAGGUGGUGGGCACUCGGGUGUCCUUCAGUUGUUACGGCCGUCUGACAUCCCUGAAUGGUGAGGCAGAGCCAGGGCUGACAGUGAGAGCUCAGGGAGUGGCCAACUGUUCUAAUGCUGUGGAGGAGACCACCACUGAUUCAGAAGGUGGUUUCCGGUUGCGUGGCCUCCAGCCAUUCUGUGAGUACCACGUGGGUCUGCUCAGCUCUGCUGCAGGGGGACAGACAGGGAUUCCUCCUCACAAAGUUAUUCAGGUCACAGAUGGGGACGUCCAUGGAGUCCAAAUCAUUGUCCUGCACAGUCUGAACCACUUUGACUUGAGUGGCAAUGUUGUCACCGCUGAGAACUACUUAAACACCUUGAAGGUUGUACUAUACCAGGAGGACAACAUGGACCUUCCAGUACACACUGUGACUUUAGGAUCCUCCAGUUUCUUUGACUUCCCACCUCUGGUCAGCAAUGAACAGCGCUAUGUUUUGAGUCUGGAGUCAACAUUAUCACGGGGUGCUUUUGACUACACCACACCGAGUGUAGCCUUCACUGCCAAUGGACCGUUUAAACACAUCACCCUGGAGUUCACCCCCAUUCAGAAAGCCAACAACAUCGACGUUACGGACGGGUCCUACCUGUCCCUACCUGUAACUCUGCUGCUACUGCUGGCUGGGUAUCACUAUGACAAGGCACAGUUGGUCAACAACCAAAGCGCUUACACGCCAAUAGUUAUCGAGUGUUUUUGGAUCGUCGGUGUCGUAUGCGUGCCCACGUGUCUGGAGGGAUACCAGUUCGCGGGACCGUGUCCGGCCAGCUUCAAGUGCGUGGACGGCAAGUGGUCUCCGGCGGGCGGGUUCCCUGACUGCGUCCCCACUGCGUCCCCGGUGACCGCCUCUGGUUCGCCUGUUAACCCAGGGAUCCAGACAAGGGCCGUGGUGCCGCCGGACCAGGAGGGCCACUGUGCCACGUGGGGCCAGCACAACUUCCGCACGUUUGACGGCAGUGUGUACCAGUUCAAGGGGGCGUGCCGCUACGUCCUGGCCAGCGACAUCUUUGCAGAUACCUUCAACAUCCACAUCUGCAACGACCGUCACUGCCAGCCUGGCGAGGCCUGCUCCCGCUCCAUCAACAUCUACAUGGGAGACGUGGAGAUGGAGCUUCGGCAGUCGGAGGACGGCCCGCUGGUCUACUGCGACGGCAACCUGCUCACCGUCCCCACCACCGCCUUCGGCGCCCUGAUCGAGAAGACUUCUCACUUCAUCAUCGUGAGGAGCGGGCUGGGCUUCAAGCUGUGGUGGGACGGACAGGAGGCCGUCUUCCUCACCGUGUCCGAAUCCCUGCUGGGAAAGACGGGCGGUCUGUGCGGCAAGUUUAACCGGGACCCUACCGACGACUACACCACACUGCACGGGAGGCUGGUGGCUGACUCCGCAACGUUUGCCAACAGUUGGAAGAUGGAGAGUCUGUCAGCACCGUGCCCAAAUGCCCCGACCAACACCUACUGCACCUUUGACACCACGGAGACGUAUCAGGUGGCAGUCAAUGCCAUUAACCUCUGCAGCUGUCUGUUGGAGACACCUUGCAAGGCUGUUGUGGACCCCACGCCUUACUUCGAGGCGUGUAAGGAGGACGUGUGCUUCUGCGCCACCCAGCGGCAGGGCUGUGAGUGCAGCUCUCUAGAGGCGUACUUCAGGGAGUGUUCACGUUUCGGCGUCCACCACAACUGGAGGUCACCCGACCGUUGUCGUAAGGCGCCGUUUUUUCACAAUGUAGACUAG
This is a messenger RNA of Branchiostoma belcheri (Belcher's lancelet), 4485 nucleotides long. Its product is annotated as nodal modulator 1-like. The record is from RefSeq and is a predicted model, not a curated record. Gene Ontology annotation, molecular function: carbohydrate binding. Gene Ontology annotation, cellular component: endoplasmic reticulum membrane. Lineage: Eukaryota; Metazoa; Chordata; Leptocardii; Amphioxiformes; Branchiostomatidae.